AUGUCCCAAACCUUCGGCCUCGUCCCCGCCGGCCAACCCGUCAUAACCACCCCAACAAAAAUUCUGUCUGACACCUCCUUCAUCUACUCCAUCCCCCCCUCCCCCAACACAAAACCCUUCUCCCACAUCGUCGUCUUCCUCCUGCCGGGUAUAACCCUCCCCCCCGCCCACGCAGCAGCAAUCCACCUCCUCACUCCCUCCACGGACCCCAAUUCCGGUCAAGAAUUCGACAUUGCCUUCCUCGGCGCCCUAGGCCACGGGAAACCCUCUGCAAUCUUCAAACUCAGCAACGAUACGUCCAAGGGGGUGGCAAUAGGGAUAAGCGUCGAGCCAGAGGCGGCCGUCGGGUUGAAGAUGCAGGAGUUGGCCGAGAAGCAGUCCAAAGCUUUGGUUCCAACAGCAGCAGGGACGGGGAGUAAUGGUGGGGGACAAACGUUGCAGCUGGCUCAGAGGAUAAUAAACAAUGCGUUUAACUUUUUGAGCAGUUACUCGGGCAGGAUGCACAACGGGGAGGAGGUGGUGCCGAUCAAGGCAUUUGAGCAGUGGUGGAGGAAGUUUGAGGGGAGGGUGAGGGCUGAUCCGGCUUUUCUUGAGAGGGAUGUUUAG
Messenger RNA from Podospora anserina S mat+, 606 nucleotides. RefSeq lists its product as uncharacterized. Bases 1 to 606 code for a protein of 201 amino acids. Gene Ontology annotation, cellular component: nucleus; cytosol. The record is from RefSeq and is a predicted model, not a curated record. Gene Ontology annotation, biological process: protein import into nucleus. Gene Ontology annotation, molecular function: nuclear import signal receptor activity. NCBI's taxonomy places the organism in Eukaryota, Fungi, Ascomycota, Sordariomycetes, Sordariales, Podosporaceae. The transcript has a single exon.